AUGGCUGGGGUCCCUUCUUGUAUUAUUCGGUUCAUUUGCCAUAUUCCAACUGGAAUCCUCGGAUCUAGAGGGCUUGUCUAUCAAAAUGAUGCGCUAAAGCUGGGCGAUGGUCUCUUCAACUCCAUCCCAAACGGGCAUCAGUUUCGAGAAGGCCUACAAAUAGUAGGCAGAACGGGUUUGGCGACGUUCAUCUGGAAUUUCAUACUCUUCGUCCCAUCCGUUCUUUGCUCGGAAACGCAACUAGGGCUCAUUGGUAUGGUUGAUUUGCUAUUGGCAUUAGUUCUGAUUAUCGGGAUAUCAAAAGAGUCCAUGUAUCUGCCAAGAAGCUAUGCUCAAUGUGCCAACAUUGAACAUUGGAAGCUUGGAGAGGAUGGCAGGAACUAUUUCAUCGAGCUCACCACUCUGGAUGAAUAUGCUAAUGCUAAGCCGAGCGACCUAUGCCAUGAACUGGUCCAAAAUUGGGCCAUAGGCAUUGCAGUGAGUCAUGCUGGAACAAGAAGACGGUUCGAGAACCGCUCAGGUCUCAACAUAGGUCAAGUUGCCAAGCCUAUUGCAAUAAAUGCUUCUUCCUGGAUAUUUGCCGAUGGCACGGCCCCGACGCUUUGGCACUGGGCAAGCACAAACCCAGUUGUUCUUUGGCAGUCAAGGCUGGCCAUCCAGAAUUGGAGUCGCAGAAUGUAUCGAUGCAGAGCGUUACUAUUUGCCCACUUUGUGUGGACAGGUCGAGUGAAGAGCGAUGUGACAUGGCGGAAAAGCCUGGGGUUGUGGCUAUAG
Clonostachys byssicola is the source of this 774-nucleotide messenger RNA. The record is from the annotation of a GenBank genome assembly. Lineage: Eukaryota; Fungi; Ascomycota; Sordariomycetes; Hypocreales; Bionectriaceae.